AUGGCCACCAAGCGCCUGGCCAGGCGGCUGGGGCUGGCGCGGAGCAGCGGCCGGGCGCGGAGCGGGGCGCGGGCGGGCGCGGGGCAGCGCUUCGCCUUCCUCAUCGUGCUGGACUUCGAGGCCACGUGCUGGGGGGACGGGCAGCGGCGCGGGCCCGAGAUCAUCGAAUUUCCAGCAGUCCUCUUGAACACCUCAACGGGAGAGAUUGAAUCUGAGUUCCACGCGUAUGUCCAGCCCCAGGAGCAUCCUAUUCUCUCUGAAUUCUGUACAAAACUAACUGGCAUAACACAGAAUCAAGUUGAUGAAGGGGUCCCUCUCAACAUUUGCUUAUCAAAGUUUAUGAAAUGGAUUCAUGAGAUACAAAAGGAGAAGAAAAUUGUAUUCGGUACAGAUACUCAGAGUAAUUUCCCUUUGGAAGCAAAAGCAUGUACCUUUGUCACUUGGACAGACUGGGACCUGGGUGUGUGUCUGCAGUACGAGUGUAAAAGGAAGCAGCUGCGAAAACCUGACAUUUUGAAUUCCUGGAUUGAUCUCAAAGCAACGUACAGGGCCUUCUAUAACAGGAAGCCUAAAGGGCUAAAUGGAGCUCUGCAGGAUUUGGGGAUAGCUUUUGUAGGACGGGAACAUUCUGGGUUGGAUGAUUCUCGGAAUACUGCUCGUCUUGCUUGGAGGCUGAUUUGUGAUGGAUGUGUGCUGAAGGUUACUAAAUCUUUGGAUAAGGCACGUCUGCAGAGUAAUUUAAUUGCCAGAACACUGGCUGUAAACAGCACUGUAAACAGCACUGACAAGACUCCACUGGGAAGUAAGAGCAGGCCUGAACCAUCAUCUAGAGAUGGAACAUGUGAAACAAACUCUCUGGCUGAGAACAAACACUCUUUUACUGGAAACAACAUAAAUUCUAAUGUACAGACCAGGGAACAACUGACCACUUGGACCUCAGCAGAUGUCCAUGCUGUACCCAGCAGCAGCUCAAGGACUGAAUUCUACGCUCAAUCCCAAAGCUCUUCAGCAGCCUCUACUGCCAGAUUUCCUGUUCCUCUUGAGCUGGCACAGCCAUCUCCCAGUCCUGCACCAACAGGCAUCCAGCAGGGAUUGUGCAAUGGGCAGCUCCUGGGUACAGCCAGACACAGCCCCCCAGUGCAGGGACCGGGACUGGUGCUCGUCUCCACAACCAUCCCCUCAGUUACUGUCUCCAGUGAGGAGAUCAGUACCAGUGCUGACUGCUUGUCUCUGCUGACAGACUGGGAAGAUGUUGCUUUAAUACCAGAAUCUCAGUAUGAACAAAAUUCAGACUCUGUUCAGCUCAAGGAUGACACGAGUACAGAUGGUUUAACCAUAUUUGAAGAAAAAAUGAUUUCAAAAGAAUUGGUUGUGACAAGUUCAGAUAAUCAGAGUUUGGAGAAAAGUGUAGUACCCAUGGAACCUCUGAAACCUGUCAUUUACAGAAGUCCUGAUACUACAAUCUAUAAUGUAGGAACAGUACAAAGGCAGACUUCAAAUUUUUCAGCUUUUAAGGUACCAUCUGCAAAGGGAAAUACUAUUUCAGCACCAACUGUAAAUUACUCUGCUCCUUUGGAGGUUCCUAAAAGAAAGCCAACCAGUCCAAAAACAUUCCCACCAGCAAAAAAACAGUCUUUUGCUAUAUAUGAAGAGAAAACUUCAUCUUUUGAUCAUUCCUUACUUUUGAGAAGUUCGAAUUUGCCCAAAGUGUCUCCUGCCAUUCUGAACUCCACAGUCAAUUUGAACCCACAUGUAAGAGCUGUGAGAAGUGGGAAACCAACUCCCCCUCUGUGCAACUGCGGUCGAAGAGCCAAAAAACUCUGUGUGUCAAAUGCUGGCCCAAAUCACGGCAAAGCAUUUUUCUGUUGUCCUGUUGGCAAGCAAGACAGUAAUAGGAAAGGCUGUGGAUACUUCAAGUGGGAAUAUGCACUUCUCAAAGAGAAAUCUAAUGGUCUCACCCUGAAUGCAGAUGCUUUGAGUUCUCUUAGAACUGUUUCUAGUAAUUUAGGGAAUUCUUCCAACAAAAGCUACUUAUGUCUUAGACCCUCUAUGAGAACAUGAAAAUGGAUAAAAGUUUUUGUCUGAAUCUUAAACUCACUGAGUUUCAUGCUUAAUGUAAUCAGGCCAGUCAAUUGAUGUCAGAUAUGUGUUCUCAGAAUGGGACAAAAACAACAGUUCUUGGUUAACGUAGAUAGAAAUGGAAAUUGCUGAAGCACACAAAAAUAUCAGUAGAUCAUGAUGUAACUCAUUAAUGAAGUGUUGGAGAACAGAUAAAAAUGCUAAAAUGAACAGCUGUUGCUACAGAUCCUAAAUUUCUGCUUUAUCAUAUAUUUUAAAUUCUUCACUAGCCCAGUCCUUCAAAACAAUUUUAAUGACACAGAUUUUAUUUGCACUUUUUUUUGUAAAUAUACCUGGGAUGACUAUAACUAACUUUUAAAAAUCUAUUUAGAAGUUGUUGCACUUCUUGAAUGUGAUUCUUGAGGCAAUAGUAUUCUCUUAAACUCUUACUGGGUUUUUUUAUCCUUUAAGUAACAAUAAAGAUAAGAUGUUGGUGACACUUCAAUAAAUACCUUUAUUUAACUCCCACCACCUGUUGUGCUCCUGCCUCCCUGAGUUUCCCAUUUCAUUUGUACCAGUGUGUGCUGUUACUGUAGCACCAGGGACAGCAAAAUGGUGGGAAUCAAGUAAGGUUGUAUUCAAACCUAAACUAGGAAGGAUAUAGUGCAAUGGCUCUUACUUGAUGUUACUGUGUUAAUCUGCAAUAUCUUACUUUAUAAAAAAUCCUACAAAA
Molecule: messenger RNA, 2791 nt
Organism: Empidonax traillii (willow flycatcher)
Lineage: Eukaryota; Metazoa; Chordata; Aves; Passeriformes; Tyrannidae
Gene: ERI2
Product: ERI1 exoribonuclease family member 2
Exons: 8
Coding region: 1-2061 (686 amino acids)
Biological process (GO): exonucleolytic trimming to generate mature 3'-end of 5.8S rRNA from tricistronic rRNA transcript (SSU-rRNA, 5.8S rRNA, LSU-rRNA)
Molecular function (GO): nucleic acid binding; zinc ion binding; 3'-5'-RNA exonuclease activity
Source: RefSeq, a predicted model, not a curated record